AUGGCGAAAUACACGACAAUUAUCUGUAGAGUCAAAGGAGAGACUAUCCUAAGACUGAACCACGACUUCGAUGGUCACGACAACAAUGUCUUCUACUAUAACGACACCACCGAUGACCACAAGCACCCCAUCGACAAACACGCCACUCAUGACCACAACCGCCAUCACAAUGAAUAUGAGUUGAACUUAAAUCAUGUCAAACAAGAAGUGAUGAAUCCGUUUGAGGACCCGUUCAGUGAUUGUCAGCAAUUGCUCGACAGCUUCGAUAAGAACUACUCUUUAGUAUCAGAAACCAAACCGAAAGAUGAAAUGAAUGGAUCGGUUGGUGACAGUUAUCACAGAUAUCUUAAGAUCACAAAAUCCAAUGGCCGUCAAGUGUUUGCCUGCAAGUGGAGGAACUGUAGCUAUUCAGCACUCUGGAGGAAUGCCAUCGCAAACCAUAUCAGGAAUCACAUGAAAUACUUCCCAUUUGUCUGUGAAUUUGCCGGUUGUGACAAAAGUUUUGCCAUUUCUUCGAAUCUUAAUAAUCACCGAAAAGUACACUCCGGAAGACAUAAGACAUUGAAUGACACGAAACACGAAUUGAUGGAAAUGAAUGCAAUUCAAGACAAUUGCCGUCAAAAUGGAUCUCAAACUCAAAAACGGAAGACAAGUGGAAAUAUGAUGAGAAAUAGGGAUACUAUUUGUCCACAAAAAGAGUCAUUUGUUGAUAAAAGGGAUACAAACUAUGGGCUCAACAAAAGCAAAACCAAAACCAAAACCCAAAAGACGAGUCUUAAGAGUCUUAAGCGAAAUGAUAUUAAAGUGGAAACAACUGACGAGCGAUCGGCAGAAGGUGUGGCAAAACCAUCGUUUGUGGGCAUUAAAAGUGUUGAACAAUACUUCACAGUCAGUCAAAGAGACGGCAAGACUUGGAGGAAGUGUGUGUUCUGUGAUUAUGUCACCCCUUACCCCACUUCCAUCAUAUAUCAUAUGAGAAGCCAACACUUCGAUGACAAGAAUUNAUUACAUACUAUCCUAAGACUGAACCACGACUUCGAUGGUCACGACAACAAUGUCUUCUACUAUAACGACACCACCGAUGACCACAAGCACCCCAUCGACAAACACAUACAGUCGAUUACAGUGCUGUACAUAUGGUAUUAA
Oppiella nova is the source of this 1146-nucleotide messenger RNA. The record is from the annotation of a GenBank genome assembly. NCBI's taxonomy places the organism in Eukaryota, Metazoa, Arthropoda, Arachnida, Sarcoptiformes, Oppiidae.